AUGGCAGAGUUAGAAGCUAUUGAUAGUAGAGUGAAAACAUACCUGAUGGAUAUUGGAUAUGAUAAAUGGUCCCGGGCGCAUUCCAAGGCAAAUAGAACCAUGACCAUGACAUCGAAUAUUGCGGAAUCAGUAAAUGUAGCAAACAAGCACGCAAGAGACCUCCCAGUUGUGAAUUUGCUUGACUUUAUGACAACAUUGAUUCAAAAAUGGAAUUACACCAAUCGAAAGGAUGCAGUGGAAUCAUUUAUGAAGAUUGGUGCAAAGUGUGAAAAAAUAUUGGCAGAUAAAACUAUCUUAUCACAUACGAUGACGGUGUUGCCAUCAACUGAAUUCUUGCAUUUAGUAAUUGAUGGCCAAACAAGAAAUGUGGUACGCCUACAUGAAAAAAACUGCACUUAUGGGAGGUUUCAGCUAGACGAUAUUCCAUGUCCACAUGCAAUGACAGUUAUACAAAAAUUUCAUAUGGAUUCAUACAAGUGUUGCUCGGAUUACUACAACAUAGACUACUUGCUGAAAACAUAUGAGAUACCAGUAAAUCCUUUGCCUGAUGAAACAACGUGGCAAAUUCCAGAACAUGUCUCUUCGCAGGUGGUACUGCCACCAAAAGGAAAAAUCAAACCAGGAAGACCUAAAAAGAAGAGAGGCAUAGGAGGCUGGGAAGGAAAUAUAGUUACAUGUGCACUAUGCGGGAAAAAAGGACACAACCGGAGAACAUGCCGAAAUAUUCCAAAGAGAGAUUGA
This is a messenger RNA of Nicotiana attenuata, 741 nucleotides long. RefSeq lists its product as uncharacterized. The transcript has 2 exons. The coding region runs from base 1 to 741 and encodes 246 amino acids. NCBI's taxonomy places the organism in Eukaryota, Viridiplantae, Streptophyta, Magnoliopsida, Solanales, Solanaceae. Gene Ontology annotation, molecular function: zinc ion binding; nucleic acid binding. The record is from RefSeq and is a predicted model, not a curated record.